ACUACAUCAUGUACUAUAUACUCGGUAUCAAUUUCGCAUGCAACUCUAGAGGUGAGCAUAGUAGUCAGACGGUAAAGUCCAUCAUGUCCGCAGUUAAGUCAUGAACUCGUAUGUUGUUGCCGGUUAUCUGAGAAGUCCACGAAAUCAGGAAAUUGAUCGACCCAAGCUUAAGAUUUAGCUAGAAUCGGUACGGCAGCGUUGAAGACGACAAUUCAGAGAUUCGCCUGUUACUACAUCGUGACUGACUCUGUGGGCCCUCAACAAGACCAAGACUUGCACUCCAAGGGAGACUUUGCUACCAACUGUAGUACUGGUACCUCUUUGCUAUUAGCCGUGAUUUGACAGCAGCACAUGCAGUACCAUAAAACUUGUUAGGAUUGAUUAAAAGAACUGAUCUCCGUGUGGGAGAUGUCACCCCAAUGUGAGGCCCUGUUGCUAUGACAGAUUGUUGUCAUGGAGACCGCCCUCCCCGGUAACUCUCCAAUCUCAAGACUCUGGGAGGAGUAUCUUGAACCAGUAAUUUCUUGGAAGGCUAGGUGGCCAUACCGGGACAUCUUUACCAUAGUCAGGGAGUUCAGUUUUUGAGAGCUUGGCAUUGAUGGCACCGACCAUCGGCAUGGAUGAGACGGAUACCGACAUCCUUCUGGGCAAACAGUACGGCGAUGUCUUCUCCAGCAAGUACAUCACCAAGCAAAUGCUUGGAAAGGGCAUCAGCAGUACCGUCCGCAAGUGUAUCAUGCGUGACACCUCCCAGUUCUUUGCCGUCAAGAUCAUCGACAUCACGUCGGAGAAGAACACGGACCGGACCCAGGCCAUCCAGGAGGAGUACAACAAUGAGGUGGCCAUCCUCCGUCAGCUGUCGGGCCCGCCCAAGCACAAGAACAUCAUUGAGCUGUUUGAUUUCAUUCAGACCCCAACAUAUUUCUUCAUGGUCUUUGAACUGUGUCCCGAGGGUGAGCUAUUUGACUAUCUCACCAAGGUCGUCACACUUUCGGAAAAGAAAACUAGGAAUAUCAUGAGGCAGAUUCUAGAUGCAAUACAGUACAUCCACAGCCAGGACAUCGUCCACAGGGACAUCAAGCCGGAGAAUAUUUUGCUCAAAGAAAAUCUGACAGUGAAGAUAUCGGACUUUGGCAUGGCGGCUAUCGUACAAGACGGAAAGCAACUAACAGAACUGUGUGGCACCCCUGGGUACAUGGCCCCAGAGGCCCUGAAAUGCAGUAUGAACUUGGAUGGUGUCAAAGGUUACGGGAAGGAGAUUGACCUGUGGGCCUGUGGGGUCAUCAUGUACACUUUGCUUGUUGGUUGCCCGCCCUUCUGGCAUCGGCGUCAGGUGAUCAUGCUGCGGACCAUCAUGGAGGGACGGUACUCCUUUGGCAGCCCAGAGUGGGAGGAUGUCAGUGAGGCAGCCAAGGACCUGAUAAGAAGACUUCUUGUCGUACAGCCAUCAGAGAGGCUAACGGCAAAAGAGGCGCUUCAAAAUCAGUUCUUCCAAAUUUCAGACUCGCCGUCCAAAAUGGUUUUCACUCCUCGGAAGAAGUUUAGGGCCGCCGUCUUAGCUGUCUCCGUCAUCUGCACUCUGUCCCGCUACAGCACCCAGCGCGCCAUCCCCAUCCGCCGGGCUCGCCAGAACCCCUACAAGGUGAAGGCUAUCCGCAAGGUCAUCGAUGGCUGCGCCUUCGGCAUGUACGGCCACUGGGUCAAGAAGGGUGAGGUCCAGAACCGGGCGGCGCUCUUCGAGCACACGCCCAAGACAGAGCUGAAGAGCAUGAUGGACAACAAGGACUCGCCUCACAUGAGCCCCUCCGCCUCAUUCGUCGGGAUUGGCAUCACGUUUGGACUGGGAUGAUGACGGCUGAACUUAGGGAGUUUAUCAAAAUAACUAACAGAUGCCAAGCUUUUCAGUGCAAGACUAUCGAGUAAUUUCAGCUCUGUGGAAUGUUUGCUGCCGGCACCUUUAAAUGUUAAUGCAUCUGCUGGCUGACCUGCUGCGCCAAAAAAGUAGCAGGAUUUUUAUGAGUGUGUCGCAUAUUGUCCAUCAACUCUCCCAAUUCUCAUAAGAUUGGUGUGUUAGAAUUGCGCUCUCGUAUUUAACAAUUUCAGUCUGAGACUGCAGUUUGGCAUUUCCAUGGCUUGUGUGAGCGUACAGUAACAAGACAAGAUACAACUUCGGUAAUGUGUUCCUGAGUUCUACAUGUAGGGCUCUUCUGCAAGACGAUGAGUGGUAAGGUACUUUUGCCUGUCCAUUUGGGAGAAAGUAGAUGGGAUUUCGGUGGCCGUGCAAUCUAACCAGGCUACGUCAGAUUGAUGAUACUGUGUCUUAUUGGCCCUGGCUGUGCGCAAGUGCCUUGGCCCACCGAGGGCACGAAGAAAUCUGAUGGAAGAAGUAACGGUGCCUUCCUGUCGGGCAGAGGACCAAGUCGCUACGUUAAUCACCUUUUUCUGUAUCUCGACACAAGAUGGCCUUCCCUGUGCCCCAGAAUGCAUAGAAAACGUCUGUACUGUCACUACAUGGACACAUGAUAGACAUGGACACAUGAUAGAAGUGUGGAGGCCAUUGUCUAUUAUUACUCUUCAAACGUGGUUAACGUUGUAGCCCCUCUGGUCAUGCACUUUGAGGGGACAUUUGUGACUAAAAAUAUCCAUUUGAAACUACCUUGUAAACCAUACUGAUGAAGAUGAAAAUCUCAGAGUAAGACGGAUUUGUUGAACGACUGACAACACAUAUAUCAUGAGAAAAUGUACUGAAUGGUGUGCAAUUUUUUGUACCGGGAACUAACACAUUAAUGACACAACGGUACAUGUACAUGUAUACCCACAGAGGCAUGAUGAUGCGUGCCUCUGUAACAACAUUUUGAUAUUCAGCCAAAUUAAACUGACUUAGGUUUUGCAGCCAAAACAAACCCAAAGCGAUUAUAACUUAGCUUAAGAGGUUAUUCUCCUUAAAAAGAAAAAAAACCAUAAUGAUCUUUCAAAUGAUUCAGUGACCUUUUUGUUAAGGGAAAUACCAUACAUGUACCAAUACGAUAGGAACAAAAUCUGUGGUCCGAACCUGACGUUUGGGAAUUGUCAAAUGGGUAAGGUUUGAACCAUUCUGUGGUUGGCACAGCGUAGGGACCUGCUGGGGGUAAUAUCCACGUCCAAUCAUUUAAAUAACACCAUUCAGGGAACUCAUGAAGCAUAGUACACAACUCAUGGGUAUAUUACUUUGCAAGUUUGGGUUUAUAAAAUGUAUUCACAUAGUAUUUAUGAGGUUUGUUUCAUCAAAUAUGUAACUUAUAAAGACUAAUUUAUAACAGGCUGAGCGAGUAUAUUAUUUACCAGUAAAUGAUAUAAUGUAGGCUUUCAGUAAUUUCAUGUAUACUUACGAGGGCUCUUAAAAACAUAGGCCUCAGGUUUCCUCUCAUUAGGGUAUUGGAUUGUUUGAAAGUUAUACAGUAAACAAAUCCUGGAAGACCUACGGGUAUGUAAGGGAUUGCAAAUUUGAAAAGUUGUGCUGUGAAGACUGUGGUGAUCAUCCUUGGCCCCAGAAUCAAGGUAGAGUAUUUUUACCCCUGCUCGUAAGGCCUAUAAAUCAUUUUUUGAAUCAGUUAAAGCUCACAGCACUUUUAAAGGAGCAAGGGUUUACUUUUUUUGAAUGGCCGGUGAACUGUGCUGUUCAAGAUGUAUAGAAAUUUCAAGUACCUAGGCUGUGGGAAAACUAGAUUGUGAGAUAUCCAUUGUAAAGUCUGGUUUUUGCAUUGUGGAGCAAAUCUUACAUCCUGUUAGGUAUAGACAAAUCUUAGGAGAUGCCUUUCUUGCGGGGUCAUCACACCCACGCGCAGGUCUUAACUUGGGCGUGCGCGCACACUUCGGCAAUUUCAGCACCCUAUUGGUUCAAGAGGAAGUGAAAUGCGGGCCUACCACCUGCGUGCGAACAGGAUGGCCACACAAAUGACUUCCUACUCUGGUCGCCGGAUUAGUCCAUACUGGAUCUCCACAUGAUCAACUUGGACAGAUUUUAAUCACAGAUUAUUUAAGUGUAAAUGUGGAGCAACUCUAACAUCCUAUACCCGUAUAUAUUCUGUAGUUUCUCACGAUGAUCAACUUGGACAGAUUUUCCGUGGUGUACAUGUACAUUAACCCUUCCCCUUAGAUUCUGCUUUCAUGAUAAAGACUGCUCUGUAUUUCAGUGUGAACUGGGCUUAAGGUUAAGUAAUUAAAAAAACCCACUGGUUUUCAUCUGCAAAAACCAAAGCAAGUGAUGUGUGCAUGGUAUUGCUAAUUUAAAGAAAAUAUUAAAGAAAAAUGACUGCUGUAUUUCUUGGUGGGGGUCUGUAGAAUUCACAGCAAAACACAUGUAUUCUAUACAUUUCUGAGGGCUUGAGCAAGUGUUCAUGGUUUGAAAAGUAUCAGUAAUGUGAGCAGCAAAUAUUGAAAUAACGCUUUCUGACAUGAAGGUGUUCCUUUUGGGAAUAUGACAUUUUGGAAAGUCCAUUGUGUUAUAUGCGCAUUUCCGGUUUGGAAGUGACUUAAUAAAAUGUCAUCCUCAACUGUCCUUGAUUGGUGUACUAAGUACAAAGAGGGCAUUUAUCAAUUUUCCGGUGUGUUAAGAGUUUUGAAACAUCUUUGUGAAAUCUGCAUCACUUUCAAGAUCUUUAACAAACGUGUGUGAGAGAUUUGUUUUUUUACGGUUUUUUGACUUGUUCAACCAGGUUGAUGUCCAUUUUGGCAAUCUGGAGUUAAGGAUUGUUUUUAUGGGAGGUUAGUUUCAAUGGUUCUGUUGUCCAUUAAAAGAAAUAAAUAUUUUUUGCUGUUUGAAAUGCUGCACAAUGUUUUAGUAGGUACUACAUUACAUUCAAACACAAAUUUCAAGGGGGUGCUCUGCUUAAAGAAGUCACAUAUAAUUAUGCGUUAGUGAACUGAUUUUGUCAAAUUUGCAACCUUUCUGUCAUUUUCUUAAAAAAUCUGCUCUUUAAUUCUGCAACCAGUUUCUGUAUUUAACUAUCCAAGUUAUGCAAAACGUGACCAGUGUGAGUAUUUUAUAUAAUUCAUAUUUAUAUGUAUUUUUCAUUUUCCUUCGUUACAAGAUCAUUUGAUGAUGCUUGAAUAUGAGUAAUAAAUCCCAACAGAAACAUCUCUGA
Messenger RNA from Acanthaster planci (crown-of-thorns starfish), 5123 nucleotides. Its product is annotated as phosphorylase b kinase gamma catalytic chain, skeletal muscle/heart isoform-like. The record is from RefSeq and is a predicted model, not a curated record. Lineage: Eukaryota; Metazoa; Echinodermata; Asteroidea; Valvatida; Acanthasteridae. Gene Ontology annotation, biological process: protein phosphorylation; glycogen metabolic process. Gene Ontology annotation, molecular function: phosphorylase kinase activity; calmodulin binding; ATP binding. Gene Ontology annotation, cellular component: phosphorylase kinase complex.